GGCUCACAGCUUUGCAGGUUGCAACAGGGAGAAGGUAGUGCAUUGCUGCAGAAUUGAAGGAAGCUAUUGCCUACCAGGAGGAUCCCGUCCUGUUGUUCUUGCCCCUGCUAGGAGUCCAGCUGUUAGGCCCCCCUUUAAAAAAGGGGCCAAACUUUAAAGAGGGUGAAUUUAUUUGCCAAAAGUUCUCUGAAGUUUUGCAACUCGAGCUUUUAAGAAAGUCCUUGUUGCCUAAAACCCUCUAGAGCCUGGCUCAGAACCACUCUCGUUAAACAAACAAACAAACAAAAAAGGGGCAAAAGUUCUUUUUGUGGAGGGAGAAACAAAACUUCUUUGCAACCAUGGUGGUGUUCAAGAAGAUCAAGACCUUCGAGAUCGUCUUCAGCGAGCCCGACAAGGUCUUCUGCAGUGGAGAGAAAGUAGCCGGCCGUGUGCUGGUGGAAGUGACCGAAACCACCCGGGUUAGCUCAGUUAAAGUGCUGGCUUGUGGGGAGGCCAAAGUGGUCUGGAUCAAGGGACCCCAACAAUGCAAGCAGGAGAUGGAGUACCUGCGCUAUGAAGAUGUCCUCACCUUGGAUGAUCAUCCCACUGAUGAGGAUGGCUCUGUGAUCUUGAGACCUGGCAACAAAUAUGAAUACAAAUUUGGAUUUGAGCUUCCCCAGGGGCCUCUGGGGACCUCAUUCAAAGGGAAGUAUGGCUGUGUGGAUUACUGGGUUAAGGCUUUCUUGGAUCGCCCAUCCUGUCACACUCAGGAGAUAAAGCAGCACUUUGAGGUCAUGGAUCCCGUUGAUGUCAACACUCCAGACUUAAUGUCGCCAGUCGCUGCCAAGAAAGACAAGAAGGUUUCCUGCUUGUUCAUUCCUGAUGGGCAUGUGUCUGUCAGUGCCAGGAUUGACCGAAAAGGAUUCUGUGAAGGUGAUGAUAUCUCCAUAAAUGCAGACUUUGAGAACAUCUGCUCCCGGAUCGUGGUACCCAAAGCAGCCAUUGUUUCCAAGCAUACCUACUUGGCAAACGGGCAGACCAAGGUUUUGACCCAGAAACUUUCCUGCGUCCGAGGCAACCCCAUCAUCUCGGGCAUGUCUGAGAGCUGGCGGGGUAAAACUCUCCGGGUCAAGAAGAUCAAACCAUCCAUCCUGGGCUGCAAUAUCUUGCGUGUGGAGUACUUCUUGCAGAUCUAUGCCAGCGUCCCUGGCUCCAAGAAGAUCCUUCUGGAGCUGCCUCUCGUCAUCGGUAGCAGAUCUGGGUUUGCCAGCCGCAGCUCCAGCAUGGCUAGCCAGACUAGCUCUGAAAUGAGCUGGGUGGACCUCAACAUCCCUGAUGCUCCAGAAGCGCCUCCAUGCUACCUGGACAUCGUAUCUGAGGAUCACCGCCUGGAAAGCCCCACCACUCCCCUUCUGGAUGAUCUUGACAGUUCCUUCGACAGUCCUAUCUUCAUGUAUGCCCCAGAGUUCAAGUUCAUGCCUCCUCCCACUUACACAGAGGUUGAUCCCUGCAAUGCUAACAACAAUGUGCAGUGAGUGCCAAGAAGCAGCUGUUUGUUUUUCCUGGACUCACUUUGUAUCUGCAGUGAUUAUUACCUAAUCAGAGUUCAGAACGGGGUUUCAAACCCCUGAAUGCAGGAAGAAAACAUCCCAAGAAGUGUGGGGUAGGGUAGCUCCAACCGGGCUGAAAAAAUCACAGCCAGUACGGAAGAAGGCAGAUGUAAAGGUCUUUCUUCUAAGAUGUGCUGUGUGCACAGACUUGAUGUGGCGAGCGAAAUGCCAUGUUGGUCAGAGGCUAUCGGGCCUUGCCUGCACUCCAGAGCCCUUCAGAAUCUCCCUGGAAAAUAAGUAGUUGCUUGUGUAGAAACUGUAACGGGAGUACAUGGGGUGGAAAAGGUGUGUGCUCUAUGGAGAGCACUUAAGAGUUGAUUUGUUAGGGAGAGGCACAAAGCCAGCAGAUUCUGACUUAAAAAAAGGCUUCAAUGCCAGAAAAACGACCAUCACUGUGCCUUGAAUCUGUUGUUAUGCUGUACCGAUGAUCAGUUAUGUUUGAACACAUCUGUUCAUCAAUGUUUUUUUAGUGUCUGAAGAUUUCAAUGAAACCUGCUCGCUUAGGAUUGUAAACUUGUUGCUCUGUUACAAGGAUUCUUACUUGUGCUUGAGCUAGCCCUAUAAAAUAGCAAAGCUUUUUACAAUCCUCCGAUUGAGGAUUUCGGGUAUCGGUGGAAACACUUCUGUGUCUUGGCAAGAGGUAGAAGUAAAGAGAUCACUUCCCUCCAUUGCUAUUUGACAAUAUCCACCCACAGGCUUGUUAAGUGAGAACAUAACAGCCCUGUAGAAGGGGAAAAACUUAGUUAUUUAUGCAUGUCUGUCUUUUUUGUUCUAACAAGCAAAUGAAACAUUAUCCAGUCCAAAUGUCUCCAAAGCCAAGAGUUUUAUACAGCCAGUGCAAAGCAAUGUCAUAUAACUUGUUUUUAUUUCUUUGAUAGCAUUUAUUGUUUGACUUUGAGUUUUGUGAAUCUGCUAAACAAGUGUAAGCUAAACUCCAUGGUCCUGUUAAGAAUCACUAUCUCCGUCCUCUUUCGUUUUGAAUUUUUAUCUUCCUUUGUGCAGAUAAACUAGUGCACCCCCCCCCCCCCAAAAAAAAAAAAAACCCAACCCAGCCAUCACUACUACUUGGUUUAAUUGGCCUCAGCAGGUGCACAAAGGAAUCUGGCUGGGAUUGCACUUCAAGGACGGCCCAAGAAAUAACAAACCUCUCUAUGCCCAGGCAAACCCUGAGAAUUGUCUCAUGCUUUCCCUUGCCUGCAGAUCAAAGCACAAGUCUCAAACCCGCUGUCUGGCACCACUUGAAGAAGUUUUGGUCAAACUAUCUUGUGCAAUGUCCAGACACCUGGGGGAAAGGCACGUAGCCUAAAGCGAGGCUGCCACCAUAUAGGCAAACAUUAAACCAAAAAAAAC
This is a messenger RNA of Trachemys scripta elegans, 2939 nucleotides long. It is a transcript of the gene TXNIP, whose product is annotated as thioredoxin interacting protein. Gene Ontology annotation, cellular component: cytoplasm. Gene Ontology annotation, molecular function: ubiquitin protein ligase binding. Bases 339 to 1514 code for a protein of 391 amino acids. The record is from RefSeq and is a predicted model, not a curated record. Gene Ontology annotation, biological process: protein transport. Lineage: Eukaryota; Metazoa; Chordata; Testudines; Emydidae. The transcript has 8 exons.